Molecule: messenger RNA, 485 nt
Organism: Symbiodinium necroappetens
Lineage: Eukaryota; Dinophyceae; Suessiales; Symbiodiniaceae
Source: the annotation of a GenBank genome assembly
AUGCACUCACCGAGCCACCAGCGAGUCUCGCGCACAAGAGUGCUCCUGCGGAUACGGAUCUCACUUUCGGCCGCCGCAAUCGUCCUGGGAGUUGCGGCGGUGCUCAAUCUACAAGAUGCCGCUCCCAACAUUGCUCUGCUGCAGACUCUGGGAUCUUUCUUGGCAGUUCUGGCGCUGCUGGCGACUUUCCCAUGGUUUAGACGAGAGUUCAAAUGCUGCUGCAUGAGCUCUGGAAUCUUGGCCAAUGCUGGGGCUAUCUUGUCUCUUCUCGAUGGGCAUGUGCUCAUUUCCUUGCUUUACUCCGUCGGCCUCAGCAAUGGCAUCAUCGCACUCGCUGUGGGACUUCCAGUUUUCAUUGCUUUGGUGGCGGUGCUCAUAGAUGGCUUGGUCCGCCUUCCCGGCCAUGCGUGCUCCUUCCGCUCCAGCUGGGAGGUGGGAGCUGCCGCCUGGUUGGACCUCGAUGCAAAGUCCCCGAUACCGGCCCG